This is a messenger RNA of Drosophila ananassae, 487 nucleotides long. RefSeq lists its product as uncharacterized. The transcript has 2 exons. The record is from RefSeq and is a predicted model, not a curated record. Lineage: Eukaryota; Metazoa; Arthropoda; Insecta; Diptera; Drosophilidae. The coding region runs from base 87 to 329 and encodes 80 amino acids.
CUCCAGCUCAUGUAUAAAAUGUGGAUCCAUCCGUAUUUCGGUUGUCAGUUAAUGCCCAUCGGACGAAUCACUUCCACCAGAGCACCAUGAGCACCGCGUCGCUUACCUUCUAUAUGAUCAGUCUGUUCUUCAUCUGUGCCGUCAGUUUGAAUGCGGGCAUGCCAACCAGGAGAUCCAUAUCGGAAUUAUCCCUCCAAGAACGCGAGGAGCUUUACCGCCAAACACCCCCAGUUCCCGACGAGCGACUGGCCGACGCCGAAUUGGAUAGUGCCUACGAUACGUUCAACCUGAGACCUCGAAAACCCACGGAAAACCCCAGAAGAAUUUAAAAUGCAUCCCACUUGUGUACUACUUGUGAACACGAAAAUAUGUGUGCAUUUUGAUACACCUAUGACGUGUUAAUUAUGGUUAUGGCUAUUUACUUUUAGUUCUUCCUAAGCUUAGGCAAAAUGUAUAAGCAUAAAAUAAAACAAUUACUUUGGUGAAA